GUCCGUUCCAACCUCACCGCGCUGCGCUCGCCCUCCUCCCCUCCAGCAAUUGCUUCUCCAGCAUGCAUAGCUAGCCGGGACUGUCGCCCUCCGCCUCGCUGUAUCUGCCAUUCUCCGGAGACCCUCUUUCCGUCGCGAGCACUGUCCGACGCUCACCUCCUCAACCACCUGUAGCACUGCUACCAAUAUACUCUGCCAUAUUGCCGCGCCACGCCAUCUACUACCGCCUAUAGCAGCGCCCUCCCAUAAUGCAAAUGCAUCGACACACUCGCUCAGAUGCCGGCGAGCUCGGCUCCCCGCGAUCGAGCAGAGCGGCCAGCUUCAGCAGCGACAGACCCUCUCUCGCCGGCUCCACGUCCUUCCAGAUUCCUUCCAAUGUGCGCCCUGCGCCCGCAUACAUCGCUGCAUCAGUGGCCUCGCAGCUAGUUAGCGACCACCAGAAUGCAAAGCUGCGCGCAGAGUUCGAUUUGGAGGACGACUCCCCGUAUCUGACCAACGCGCUGUUCUCCGAGGAGGCCCUCUGCUUGCUCAAUGCUUUCCUGGACCACCUCCUGUUCUCUUUCUUGGCCGCCGCGCGGUCGCCAUCGCUCACUGCUAUCCGGCCCGCUAUUUCCGAUGUCCUCAAACCCAGACUCGCGCGCGAGGCAAUGGCAACGGCCGAUGAAGAGCUGCAAGGUCUCCUGGCUGGCGAGGAUGAUGACGAGUUCCCUGCGCUGCAGAAUGGCCAAGACCCCUCCGAGAAGUGGGAUGUGGAGACUGUGUGGAAGCGUACACGUCUACGGAUAAUGGUUUACACUCGGCUGGGCGAGCUGGAGGAUGAGGAUGAGGAGCGCUAUGUCCAGCAAGAGCGUGGACUCAGCCUCAACAAUGGCAGCAAUGACGAAUUAGGCCUCGUGUCAUGGGCUGCUGCCAUCUUCUUGACCUCCGUCGUCGAGUACAUUGCCGAGCAAACUCUCAUGGUCUCUGGGCAAGCUGCUUUCUCCAGGGCAUCCGCCAAAAUGAAGAAAGAUGAGGAUGAAAGCCCGCUCGAGCGCAUUGUCGUGGAAGACUUUGACGUGGAGAAAGUUGCCUUGAAUUCCACUCUUGGACGCCUUUGGAGGACCUGGAGAAAGCGAGUUAGGGCUCCGAUAGUCCCACUUGGUUCUUCUGUUGGCCGAGGAUCAGUUGGCCGCUCUGGCUCCAAGAUCGUUCAUCAUGUCCGGGGGAAUUCAGACGAGCUCAGUCAGGAUCCCGAGAGGUCUCGAUCGCUCGGUGAAGUGCCUGAGCACGAAGUCACCGAGACGGACAUCGCCGCCAACAUACCACUUCCGAUAACCAGCAACGAUGUGGCAGAGAUUGAAGUUCCUGGACUAGCUCGUCAAUUUGAUGAUGAAGAAAGUGGCGCAGAAACACCGACAGUGGCUACCUCGAGACGGCCCUCGAGUUUCAUUUUGCUGCCGUCAAGUACCACUGCAGGAGACGACGACGUUUUCGUUUCACGGUCUGGGAAACGCAGGCCUUUCUCAAUGCCGCCUCCUGAGAGGGGCGCCUUCACUUUCCCCGCACCAUCUCUCUCGGAUGAUGCCUACGAAACGCCGAUGGAGAGGAUGUCAAGAGAGUCAUACAUGGAAACAUCAGACAAUCACGAAGGUGAUGAGGACAACUCCAAGUUGAUUGAUGAGCAUCAUGGAGAACAUGAUGUCUCGAACUCUGGCGUGCUUUCUGGAGCUAUCGCAGGCGCAGCUGCUAUGGCAACAGCUGCAGUCGCUUCUGUCACUGGUACCAGGUCUUACGACGACGAGGACGAUGCUGAAACGCCCGGCGUGAGUGAUGUCGAACCAGUGGUCAUGCAAGGCAAACGAAUGUCCAUCUCGUCUUCUGGCCCACCAGGAAUUGUCCGAACCUUUUCUACGCGCAGUAAUCGAUCAUCUGUGGCCACUCCACUCGCCACGCCGAUUGCAGAGACUCACAAGACUUCCAUAACACCUACAUCUGAGCUUGAAGAGGAUGAUCGCAACGCAAUUGGUGUCGCGCGUACUUCUGAUGUUCCGGUUUCCUCGACUCCUGAUCUGCAAAACGAGCCAAUUACCAACGGUGCUUCAGCCUUGCCUGGCGGAGCGAACGACUACAAGGAGCAGCCAUCACGCCGUCUGUCGGUCUCGCCACCUAUAUCACGGAAAACGCCGAGUCCUACUGAGAGGACAGUUCAAUCGAAGGCCCCUCCACCUCGAUCUUCGUCUACCUCCUCUCGCAACCCCCCACUGGCUGCGCUACAAGAGGCUACCAACUGGAUUGACAUGCCAGAUAAAUCAGUCCAGAAUGGGUCUGCCGUUCGGUCACAAGAAAAGUCAGCUAAACGACAAUCAAAUGACAGUUCUCGUGACGGCAAUCGCUCAAGAAGCGGAACUGCAGAGGGAUAUCCUACCGACCGGGUUACCGUACAGCGCGUGUCGUCUAGCUCUUCCAGAUCGCCGUCUCUGACCACUUCAAUACUCCACAGUGCCAAAGGAUCCGAGUCAAGUCUUGGCCGCGCACGAGGAUUAAGCCAGAGGCUAUCUGAGGAAGACCGACAGAGAGAAUUCGAUUCACUCGUCAUGGGGGAAGAAACAGUGAAGUAUACUCUGACACCGCAAAGCAUGCGCGAUCUGGACGAAUCCCCCCUUACGAAGACGGUAGAGGCGCCGAAGCCUCCAGCUAAGUCCCCGACUCAAGUCACCGUCUAUCCGCGAGUUGAUGCUGGACAAUCAUCAGCAUUCGGCGCACAGGCCCGAUCACCAGUCAAAGGAAAGAGCACCGCCAGCGUGGAUCGGUAUUAUACGACUCAAAACUCGCGUCCAAGCUCAACUAGUACGUCAAGGAGUAAAACUAGUCAGCUCGCUGCAAGAGAACCAAGGAUUCAAACGGAGUCAAUGCGGGAUUUCGCGGAUUUCAUUCGGUCUACUGGACCCCACGAAUCAAGCUCGCGGUCAUCGCAGCCUAUUGCCGCAUCCCAGAAAUCAAGCUCCCCUAUUAGUGGUCUCGGCAGGAAAAUAUCCGGCCGAAGUGGUCCAGCAGUCCCUGCGAAGCAUGAACGAGGUGAUGGAGCCUCUUCUGUGCGAUCGAAGUUACACAUGGAGCCUCGGAGUCCAGCUGGUCAAGGCAAUGGGAAUACGGACCUGAUUGACUUCAUUCGCCAAGGACCUCCUGCUGCGGCGGGCGGUGAGCACCGGAUCCCUCGCACCGUUGCACCGUUUCGCUCCACUGUCGACUCGGAUGAGUUCAGCAGAAUGCUCAACGAUCGGUCUCCGGACAACAGUCACGUCGAUUCUUCGUUUGGCUCUCAGGUAUCUACCACUUCCAAACAAUCGACUCUUGCUUCCACAAACUCGAGAACGGGCCUUCUUGCAACCCCUAACGUCGUCCAGCCCGCCUAUUCGGAUACCCCUCAAUUCCUGGCCGGCAGUCAAUCAAAUCCGGAGCCCCAAGUUGUCCGCAAGCGUCGGCGCGUCAAGGACCCGUACGCUAUCGACACUGAUGACGAGGACGAAGAUCUACUCACGGCGCUUCCCAAAUCGGGACGUCGCGAGGAGAGUCUGAUCGAUUUCCUGCGUAACACCGAGCCACCUACGCAAAACGAACCCAAACCGAUCAUCCCCCCUGGUGCGAUUGCCGCCGCCGCCAAGAACCGUCCGAAUGGCUCCUCGCAGGCCUCCUCUAGCAGGAACGGCGCCACUUCGGCUGCAGCAGCAGGCUCAAGAGCUGCUCCGCCGAUUAUCUACCGCCCUGGCGUUGGCUCUGGUGCGGGUUUAUCGACUUCGAAUAACCCCGCCAUGAUGACCGGCGGAAGCGGCACCGGCUCGGUCCCCAGAUCCAACAAGCCAAGACUCCAAGCCCGUGUUGCCACGGCCAGAGACGCGACCACGUCACGACGGAGCGAAGUCAACGACCUCGCAGACUUCCUCCGCACGUCCGGGCCCCCCGACCCUGUCAACCCGCCUCCCAGCGCAGCGACUAAGAAAGAAAACCGCCUCCCUAGCGCCCGCUUCUGGCGCAAGAAGACGUACGCCGAGUGAGCGGCAGCUGGAAAAGUAAUGUGUGCUGAAUGAUAAAUGUCGUCUGUGUGUAGUAUGUGGAGGAGAGUGUCUUUUUUGUUUCUUCUUCGCAUUGGGAGAUGAUGGAUUCUUUUUCUUCCCACCCUUUUUUUGCUUUCUCCCUUCCCCCAUGACGGACGACUUUUCUUCUGUGUUGCAUUUAUUUGUGUUUUGUGGUGCGAAUUUGAGCUG
Messenger RNA from Mytilinidion resinicola, 4241 nucleotides. RefSeq lists its product as uncharacterized. Lineage: Eukaryota; Fungi; Ascomycota; Dothideomycetes; Mytilinidiales; Mytilinidiaceae. The transcript is spliced from 2 exons. Bases 249 to 4031 code for a protein of 1260 amino acids. The record is from RefSeq and is a predicted model, not a curated record.